Molecule: messenger RNA, 1560 nt
Organism: Fraxinus pennsylvanica
Lineage: Eukaryota; Viridiplantae; Streptophyta; Magnoliopsida; Lamiales; Oleaceae
Source: the annotation of a GenBank genome assembly
AUGAAAGUCCCUUUUCUUCUUCUUCUUCUUCUUCUUUCUGCAAUUAUAUUUGUACUAAAGAAAGCUUGUGUUUGGGUGAACCCAUGGCGGCUACGGUGGAGACUUGAAAAGCAAGGAAUCAGAGGGCCAAGGCCAUGUUUUCUGUAUGGAAAUGUGCCUGAGAUGCAGAGAAUUCAAGCAUCAUCAAUCAAGAACACAGGUGCAGAAAACACAGCAUUUGUGUCACAUAACUAUACAUCAACACUCUUCCCAUAUUUUGAACAGUGGAGAAAACAAUAUGGGCCCAUUUACACAUAUUCAACAGGGAAUAAACAGCAUUUGUACAUGAACCAUCCGGAUCUAGUAAAGGAAAUGAAUCAAAGUACAUCUUUACAUUUAGGCAAGCCUUCAUAUGUCACAAAAAGACUGGCUCCCAUGCUUGGGAAUGGCAUUUUGAGGUCCAAUGGUCAUAUUUGGGCUCAACAGAGAAAAAUUGUUGCCCCAGAAUUCUUCAUGGAUAAAGUUAAGGGAAUGGUUGGAUUGAUGAUGGAUUCAGCUGAAACAUUAACUAGCAAAUGGGAGGCCUGCAUAGAAUCACAAGGUGGCAUUAUGGCAGAGAUCAAAGCUGAAGAGGAUUUGAGGAGUCUCUCAGCUGAUGUAAUUUCAAAAGCUUGUUUUGGGAGCUCUUAUUUGAAAGGAAAACAGAUUUUCUCAAAGCUUAGAGCACUUCAGAAAGUCAUUAGUAACCAGUGCUUUCUUUUCGGUUUCCAUACAUUUGGGUUACUUCCAAGUGCGCAACAAAAGGAAGUCAAGAAUUUGGAGAACGAGAUAGAGGCAUUGAUCUGGGAAGCAGUGAAUGCAAGAGAAAGGGAAUGCCUAGUAGAAAUAUCAUCUGAGAAGGAUCUACUACAGUUAAUCUUAGAGGGAGCCAUAAAUGAUGUGGGCAAGGAUUCGUCCAAGAAAUUCAUAGUCGAUAAUUGCAAGAACAUCUAUUUCGCGGGACAUGAAUCCACCGCUGUUGCUGCAUCGUGGUGCUUAAUUCUUCUAGCUUUACAUCCUGAAUGGCAAGCUCGUAUACGAGAAGAGAUUACUCAAGUCUGUGCUGAUGGCACGCAAAUGUACGCGGAUUCACUACCGAAGCUGAAAACGGUUACAAUGGUGAUUCAAGAAGUGCUGAGAUUGUAUCCACCAGCAGCAUUUGUGUCAAGGGAGGCACUACAAGAAACCCAAAUAGGCCACAUUGUUGUACCAAAAGGUGUAUGCCUAUGGACUUUGAUCCCAACACUGCACAGGGAUCCAGAAAUUUGGGGGACAGAUGCAAAUGAGUUCAAUCCUCAAAGGUUUGCAAAUGGAAUUUUAAAAGCAUGCAAACUUCCACAAGUUUAUAUUCCAUUUGGAUUGGGGCCUAGGCUUUGUUUGGGCAGAAAUUUUGCAAUGGUUCAGUUGAAGAUUGUCAUUUCACUUAUCAUUUCCAACUUCACCAUUUCUUUGUCUCCAAAAUAUAAGCAUUCUCCUGCCUAUAGAAUGAUUGUGGAGCCUGGUCAAGGUGUGAAUUUACUCAUUCAAAGAUGUUCUAAUUAG